Molecule: messenger RNA, 4070 nt
Organism: Salvelinus sp. IW2-2015
Lineage: Eukaryota; Metazoa; Chordata; Actinopteri; Salmoniformes; Salmonidae
Product: HMG box transcription factor BBX
Biological process (GO): regulation of transcription by RNA polymerase II
Cellular component (GO): nucleus
Molecular function (GO): DNA-binding transcription factor activity, RNA polymerase II-specific; RNA polymerase II transcription regulatory region sequence-specific DNA binding
Source: RefSeq, a predicted model, not a curated record
UCUGUGCUGGUUAUCGCGGCUCUGGAAGUGGUCAGCGUGGUGCUUUUUUGUUUUUCGUGAAUUAUUGUAUGUCUAAUAGGGGCUUUCAUUUAUAAAGUUGUUGUUUUAAUCGUGAAUUCCAUUCAUCGAAGGCGUUUGGUGUACAUUUUAAGUCACUGUUCUGUAAAAAAAAAAACGACUAUGCAAAAGCCUGAGUCAACAUGUACGACAUGGCUAAGCUGGAGCACUUCCCCCAUGAAAUGCACGGCUACAUUGUUACUAAGCGAAUGAUGGCAGUGUUCGAAUACGUGAAAACCAUCAACUGAGUGAAGUUUGCUUACAAUUCCAUGGAUGCUUGUCACUUAGUGGCUCGUGGGCUUUUGGACCCAUUGCAUGUUUUGCAUAAUGACACGUUCAGCGGACGGACUGGAGCAAUUCGCGUUUGAGAGCUAGCAAGCUAACAAGCUACUUUUAUUCAUAGUAACUGGUAGGAAAUGGAGACCAUGCACAUCAAACGGUUUGCCGCAAUUUUCUGGACGGAAAAUCCCUAGUUUAAGUAAUGGAAGGUCAUCAUCAUCGCAUGAAAAAGCCUGACUGACAGAUUCAUCUUCAUCUUUCAGAUACAGCAUUUCCAUAGUCUGUACCUAAGCUUGGGAGCGCCAUGAAAGGUGGAGGAAGAGGUAAGGAGCCGCCGGUGGAGGUGAGCUGCAAGCGGCCCAAGCGCAAGUGUCUACAAUGGCACCCGCUACUCUCCAAGAAGGCCCUGGACUUUUCAGAGGAGGAAGAGGAGGACGAAGAAGAACUAGAGAAGGAGCCAUUGUUGGUCAGGGAGACCCGGGGGCCGAAGGUGCCAUGCGGGGGGCCCAUGGAGGGGGAAGAGGACUCUUCAGAGCAGCGGGCCCGCCGGCCCAUGAAUGCCUUCCUGCUUUUCUGCAAGCGCCACCGAUCGCUGGUGAGGCAGGAACACCCUCGACUGGACAACCGUGGUGCCACCAAGAUCUUGGCUGACUGGUGGGCCGUGCUGGAGCCCAAAGAGAAACAGAAGUACACCGACAUGGCCAAGGAGUACAAAGAUGCCUUCAUGAAGGCUAACCCGGGCUACAAGUGGUGCCCUGCCACCAACAAGCCAGUCAAGAGCCCCUGCCACACUGUCAGCAACACCCGCAAUAAAGUGUGGUCCUUCCCUUCCAACUCCCCUAAGGGUUGUGCCACUGCCAAGAAAGUGCCCAAGACUGACAGCACACCACAGCUUAACUUCGCCAUGGCAGAUCCCACGAAGAUGGGUGGCCUAAGCAUGCUACUGUUGGCUGGGGAGCAUGCCCUUACUGCCAGAGAGAUUUCCUCCAGCUCAUCACAAUCUGGAGCCACAGAUGUCACUAAGUACCCUGAUAAAUCCUCCCUAUUCCAACUUGCUGAGAUCUCUUCCAGCACGCGUCAGCCCAGUUUAAUGGACACCGCUGGCAAAGGGAAGCCCUUGAGUUGGGGGGACCAGGUUGAAAUGUGGUCUGGAACCUCACAGCUGGGAAAGCCUGACGUACCCACUGCCAAUGUCAAGUCCCCUCUUUUUCAACUGGGAGAGCAGAUCUCCUCUGAUUCGAGCCAGUCGACUGCACCAGAGGGAAAGCAGUGUGGCCAGUCCGCUCUCUUCCAGCUUGCUGAGAUGUGCUUGGCCUCCGAGGCAGGGAAGAUGGAGACACAGGACGAUACCUGCACCCCACACAUCAAAACUGAGACGGUGGUCGAGGAGGCUGGGGACAACACCCCUGAUCUUCCUCUCUCCUUUCCCCCGUCUUCCUCCUCCAUGCCGACCGAUGCUAGUCUCCUGCUGCUCAGCGGCCAAGCGGCCAUAAUCAAAAAGAAAAAAGACGCCAGCACCAGAGAGCCGGCCAAAGUGGUGGACAAAGACAAGAGCCCUGGUCCCGGCUCGCCCAAAAAGACCCUCAAGAAGCGACCGUCAUCCGAGUCGGAGUUGGAGAGCCUCUUCUACACUAUCGAAGCCGUGGCUAAAGGGGCCUGGGGCGACGCCGAGGAGGAUAUACCCAAGAAGAAGGCUCGCACCGCCGCCGUUACCAUUCUGGUAGAGUCCAGCUCACCCAAAAAGAGGGCCAAGCCCAAAGCCAAGAGGCCCCUGAAGGCUAAGGAAGAUGAGAGAAAUGUGAAGGACAAAGAGGACGACGGAUGCAUAGAGCUUCCAUUGACAGUGGAGACGGUGGUGAAUCCAGCAAGCCCCAAGACAGAGGCUAAGGAGGCCAAUAUUAGCAGCAGCACGGAGGAGCCCACCUCCCCUCCCAGCCCCCCGCGCAUCAAGCACAAAGUCGGGGAGAGGGAACUGGAGGCCAACGCAGAGGGGUGUGGCUCCAGAAAGUCUGAGAGAAGCUGCAAGGGGGCGCUGUACAAGACCCUGGUUUCGGAAGGGAUGCUGACCUCACUGAGGGCCAACGUGGACAGAGGCAAAAGAGGUUCUUUUCGAAGUGCAUCUGAUGAAGGAGGCUGGACUGACGAGACCUGGGCUUUCUCACAGAUGGGACCCAGUAAUUUCAAGAAGCUUAAGAAGUCCAAAUCUAAAGACGAGACCGCGCCAGGUUUAGGGAAACUAGAGGAGGAGUUUGAGAAGAAGUUCAACAGCCUGCCGCAGUACAGCCCUCUGACAUUCGACAAAAAGAGCACUGUCGUCACCAAGAAGAAAACUGACAUUAACACCGCCCUGGAGGAACAACCUCCAAAACCUGCCAAGGGUCCAUCUCCAUCUCAGAAAAAUACUUUAUUCCACAAGAUUGUUAGCAAAUACAAGGAGAAAAAGGAGAAGCCCAAUACUUUGGACAAAGACAUAGCGAUGCGUAGUGACUCCCCCAUGUUAGACUCGGCUGCCAAGGCCACAAAGGCAAAGCCGAGCCCAGCCCCCUGUACCACCGCCACGCUGAACCCAGAAGCCAUGGGAACUAGCCCUAGCGUGCCAGUGGGCAGCCAGAAAAGGAAGGCCAGGAAGAGCAAGAUCACACACCUGGUGCGCUCGGCCGAUGGCAGGGUGUCCCCAGCCGAAGAGGACAAAGCCAGGGACCUGACCCCGGAGCAGGAUGACAAGCCAUUAUCCCAAGAUACUUUAUGCAAUGAAACAGGGUGUUACAGCGCAUCCAAGCAAGAGGAGGCAGACAGGAGCAGUGCACCUGAAGACCUGCCUGCCUUCUUUAGCCUGGCUGCCCUUGCAGAGGUGGCAGCCAUGGAGAACAUUCACAGAGGCCAGCAUGUGAUUGGUGACAGCCAGAAGAAGGACAUGGCCAAGACCCCUGUGCUCAUCUCCUGCGCUGACCAAUGAAGUGGAUCAGCCGCCCUCCUGCCUCCAGCAAAACGAAAUGGACGCUUGCGUGUUGUGUGCGUUUUAACUUUUAACCUCCGACUCCUCAUCCUGUUCUGGAAGGAAGGAGAUGGAACGUGACUUGUGGAUGGAUCCCUCCUCUGUGGUGAAUUAGCUAGAGCUCUGGUCUGAGGGGGAAAGAGUGGGUGAACUCAACUUCUCAGUGUUCUCCUGAACCCUUCCCUUGGCAGUAGGAGAUCACAUCGCCCCUCUUCCCAGACACUCCUGCCUAGAGGACCCUGUGGAAGAGGAAGACCAGUCCCUGAGAGCAUGGCUUCCUUCUCCGUUAGAGGUAGUUGUGUUAACGUGUAACCUUUGUCUGAUAUUACGCCAUUUUAAAGGUCAAGUUUUGCUAACAAAAAUUGCAUUUAAAAAAAGAAAGGAAACCUACGAUAACAUUUUCCCAUUUCAACCACAGUUUCGCAAAGACUCCACCUAGCAUACCUCGACGUAGGAUGAGUCAGAUAUUGUGGUUUCCCGCACGCCUUCAUGCUUGAACUUAAACUAACACAGCCUGAGUAGAUAGUCCUCGUGACUGAAAGGGUUCCAAGAUACACAGACCUUACUUGUGUACCUUAAUUUUAAUUUGCCUAUUUAGUGUGGUCUAUAGAUACAACAGACCUCUUAACCUUCCAGGCCAUUAGCUUUUAAGCCAUUUAGCAUACACUCUUAUCCAGAGCAACUUACAGGAGCAAUUGGGAUUAAGUGCCUUGCUCAAGGGCCCAUCCAUUUUUCACCU